Racocetra fulgida is the source of this 1199-nucleotide messenger RNA. NCBI's taxonomy places the organism in Eukaryota, Fungi, Glomeromycota, Glomeromycetes, Diversisporales, Gigasporaceae. The record is from the annotation of a GenBank genome assembly.
GUGGUCAAAUUUCUUUACCAAAUGAUCGUGGAUCAUCCGAGGUAACUGAUAUAAUAUCAGAUACUAAAUUGAAAAUUAAAAAAGAAUUUAAAGACUUAAAAGCAUUGGAAAUGUUGACGCAACCUGAAGGAACAACUUACAAAUGCUUACCACAUAUUGAUCAAAGUAAAGUUUAUAAAGCAGUGUUUGAAGUUUUAAAUGCUGGAGGUUGUGUUGGAAUAUUUCCCGAAGGUGGAACGGGUGUAACUAUUAUGGCUUUGGGUGCUAUGGCUGCUAAUCCUAAACUUAAUGUCAAAAUUGUGCCAUGUGGUUUGAAUUAUUUUCAUGCCCACCAAUUUCGUUCUCGUGCUGUUGUUGAAUUUGGUUCUCCUAUUUCGAUACCACGUGAUUUGGUUGGAAAAUAUAGUAAAGGUGGCCAAAAUAAAAGGGAUGCCUGUAGUAAUUUGUUGGAAAUAAUUUAUAAUGGUUUAAAAUCUGUGACUGUUAAUACUCCGGAUUAUGAGACAUUGAUGGCUGCUCGUCGUUUGUAUAAACCUGAACAUCACAAACUUGAGCUUCCUGAAGUGAUGGAAUUAAAUAGACGUUUUGUUGGCGGUUAUAUGAAUUUUAAAGAUGAUUCGAGGGUUCAAAAAAUGAAUAAAGAAGUGAUGGCAUAUAAUCAACUAUUAAAAUAUUAUGGGUUAAAGGAUCAUCAAGUUCAAAGAACUGCUCAUGAGGCUGUUAAAAGCUCUACUGUCAAGAUUGCAGGACGUGAUGUAUUGGCCACUUGGAAAUUACUUGUUGCUCUCGAACAAUUAGCGUAUGAUUUAACGGAACUAAUUAACGAGCUAGGCCCAAAAAUAUAUCCUGAUUUUGAUAAUGCACGUAUAGUUCAAGAAGCUGAUGAUUCUGAUUAUGAUGAUGUAUUUUUCUUCCUUGACAAACAUAAUGGUGGUAAAAUUACUGGACGUAGUAGGUCUAAUUCUUCCAGCAGUAGGAAAUUAUCAAGUGGCAGGGAUGGAACUAGCAGUAGUGCUUCGUUAAGUAGAGUGAAUUCGUUUAAUUCACUCAACUCAUUUAAUUCAAAUGUAGAAGCGUUUACAAAAUUAUCAAGUACAAGUACAAUACCAUCAUAUAACAUUCCAGAAGUUAGAAUUAUUGAUGAUGAUGGAUAUCAAGGAGAUAAAGAAAAUUCAAUACAAACAAAGAAGAAUGUUUAA